ACCUUGAAGGGAGCAGCAGCCUUCUUGUUGCAUUCAUUGCGUGACCUGUCUGUCACCGGCGGCAAUGUAAUUUACCACAGAUUAAACAUUAAUAGAACUAUGCAGUGGCCUGUUUAAGUGUUGUUUUUUCCAGGUAACGACCAACGACACAAGCGGUGGAAUAGCAGGUUUCUAGCUGCUCUGCUACAUGAGGAGGAGCACCAAACGCUACUUAGCUACACAGUUAGCAUCUUAGCAGCUGCUCCGGGUUCCUAAAGGUGUCAUCAAGAACCACUUAACGUUACAGAAUAUAUACACAGUCUGUGGUACUACAGAGAUCAGCAACAUGACCUCAGCUUCCACUAAAGUAGGUGAGAUCUUCUCUGCAGCUGGUGCUGCCUUCACCAAACUGGGAGAGCUCACCAUGCAGCUUCACCCAGUGGUAGACUCCAGUCCUGCAGGUUCCCAUGUUCCCCCCAGUGGUCCGACAAAGAGCACAGUGAAGAGGAAGCUGUAUGAAGAUGGAACUGUGCCCGCUUCCUCCGACGGGUCUAAGAAGGUCGUCAAGAAAGCCACUGCUACUGUUGCCAUGGUAACACCAGGCACUCCAACCGUCAUCUCUGUGCCCACAGCCCAGGUUGUCGUGGCAUCAGGAAUACAGGGUUCCACCUCCACCCAGCCCCCCCUGAAGAAACAGAAGACUGCAGAUGUGACCCUCAGUGCUCUGAAUGACUCAGAUGUUAACAGUGAUCUUGUGGACAUCGAGGGACUGGGUGAAGGAUCUAACUCCAAAAAGCUCAACAACUUUGAUCAAGAUAACCUGAACCUGGACUCAAGCCUCAUUAUGAAUCCCAGUGACCUUGCUCUGCUUUCCCGUUGACCUUUCAACUUCCUGUGGACUUCAUAGAAAUGAUGGACAAAACUAUGAAAAUAAUACCAACGUUGUAAUAAAGUGGUUUGAGCCAGAUGAUGCUGACUACCCACUUUAGAGUAAUAUACUAGCACUGCAUAUUGUGGUGUAUCAUGCAAGACUCCUCUCCAAUCCAACGCAUCCCUUAUCCGUGAGACCAGCUGGUACUAUCACAAAUGUGUUUGGAUCACUUCAAGUUUUCAUUUGACAUUUUUAUUGUAGACCAUUUCUUCUCUUCCUCUGUGACUUAUGCUUUGUAGGAAUGGCCCGAAAAUCCUCACAUUUGAAAGGAAGAUUAAAUGCAGUGAAGAUCCUGUGUGAGAAACCAGAAAACAAACAGUACAGCAGAGAAAGUCAGCUGCAUGGACAAGAUGAAAUACUCCCCAUCCAGAUGCCCCCAUUUUUCAAAAAGACAGGGAUCAGAAAGCAUAUUUUGGACUGAAAAUGUAAGCAGGAAUGGGUACAGUUAUUUUUAAUGUGAAUUGUCUAAAUCCCCCCCCCCCCCCCCCCCCCCCUCUCUCU
Molecule: messenger RNA, 1411 nt
Organism: Micropterus salmoides (largemouth bass)
Lineage: Eukaryota; Metazoa; Chordata; Actinopteri; Centrarchiformes; Centrarchidae
Exons: 5
Coding region: 326-859 (177 amino acids)
Cellular component (GO): NURF complex; MLL1 complex
Source: RefSeq, a predicted model, not a curated record